Molecule: messenger RNA, 1149 nt
Organism: Cryphonectria parasitica EP155
Lineage: Eukaryota; Fungi; Ascomycota; Sordariomycetes; Diaporthales; Cryphonectriaceae
Product: transcription factor Tfb4
Exons: 1
Biological process (GO): regulation of DNA-templated transcription; nucleotide-excision repair
Cellular component (GO): transcription factor TFIIH holo complex; transcription factor TFIIH core complex
Source: RefSeq, a predicted model, not a curated record
GAUGCUGUCGAUGCUACCACCCACUAUGAGAUCUAUGCCACAGAAGAGACGCCUUCCCUCACUGCCAUCAUUGUGGACACGAACCCUCGGGCGUGGGCAGCCAUCAACAAUGUCCUCCCCAUAUCCAAGGCUCUGGCCAACAUCCUCGUCUUUGUGAACUCACAGCUGGCCUACAGCAGUUCCAGCCAGGUUGCCAUCAUAGCUUCACAUACCAACCGCGCAGUAUGGCUGUGGCCCACACCACCAAAGCCCCCGAAGCCACAGGAGAACGGUGACGACGUCGAGAUGGCUGAUGUCGACCCAGCUUUUACCUCCAACUUACCAAAGAUGGUGCCCUUAUCGAAACGCAAGGCUUCGGCCAACAAAUAUGCCCAGUUCGCCCAGAUCGAGUCCUCCAUCCUCACAUCUCUCCGCGACCUCAUGACCUCAACUACUGAGGCCGACCUCGCCACAACCACGACCCAGAUCUCUGGCGCUCUGACCCUCGCCCUCCACCACGCCAAUAAGACCUCGCUCCAGCUGACCGCCGCAGAUGGUGCACAGGCAACUGCUGGCUCCGCCAAGAACAACGGUGCCCCUGCCUCCGCCAACCCAGCCGCCCUCUCCUCCCUUAGUGGCUCCCUGCGUGGCCUGCACGCCCGCAUCCUCGUCCUGUCCGUUUCGGACUCCUCGGCGUCCCAAUACAUACCCACCAUGAACGCCGUCUUUGCUGCCUCCCACGCCGGCAUUCCCAUCGAUAUCCUAUCGCUCCACGGGGCGCCAACCUUCCUGCAGCAGGCAAGCUACAUCACACGCGGCACCUUCCUCGAGGCCACCAGCCCGCAGGGUCUCCUCACCUACCUCAUGUUCGGCUUCGCCUCCGCCAUCGACUCCAGGCAAACCGUCACCACCACCACCACCGGCGCAGGACAGGCCGGCACGCGCGCUGCGAUCGAUGGAGCCACAGGGCUGGAGCAGCUAGUGAGCCCGUCCACUACGAACGUCGACUUUCGGGCCGCCUGUUUCUGCCACAGGAAGGUCAUCGACACGGGCUUCGUGUGCAGCAUCUGCCUGUCGAUCUUCUGCGAGGUGCCCGAGGACGCCGAGUGCUACACGUGCGGGAACAAGCUUGCCCUGGGAAGGUAUGGCGCAAAGCCGGCGGUCGUGCCC